CUCCCGGUCUCGGCUCGCUCAGGUCGCCCGCUCCAGUUUUCCGCCUCCAUUUUUGCUGGCUCCACCAACAAAAACCCGACGCUCCCACCCUUCCCUUUUCCUCCCCAAACCCGCGCUCCCAUCCUCCGUGGCGUGCACCGCGCUCCCCAGCUCCCGCGGGCGGCGACCUGGGAGAGGCCGGGCGGCGUCUCACGGCGAGGCAUUUGAGGCCAGGGUUUUUUUUGGUGCUGUUAAUAUAGCUGAUUGGUGAGGGUCUGGACCUAGCAAUGGCGGAAAAUACUCAUGGUAGUGGCCGAUGCGCGCUUGGGGACUUGACGAAUGUCCUUUGCAAGCGACCAGCCACAUCAGAUCUGGAGAAGAGUACAGGUGGGAUAAAGAUCAGACGGAUUGAAAAGGACACUGGGACUGGGAAAGGGUUUGAUGAAAAUGCAAAAACCAGCAGUAGAGGGAAGGGAAUUGUAUUUGGGCAUUUGUUUGAUGGUGUUGCCAAAGAGAAUUUCGAAAGGCCUUCUAUCUUUCAGAACACUAGGGUUCAACACAUGGCUGCCGAAGCAGCUGGGCUGUUAUCCAAGGAGGCCAGUGACUUGAAGAACCAUUAUGCAUCAAUUGAUUCAUUUGAUCUCAGUGAUAAGGAGCAGGAUUCUUCGCUGGAAUCUGAAGGUGACUACGAUGAUGAAGAUAAUGAUGAGAUGAAUGGUGAACUGCCACACCAUUUUUGCACCUCAGAGCUAGCUAAUAAAACAUCAACAAAUGACGACGAGUGCUUGACUCAGGAGGAGAUAGUUGGUUCAUCAGGAAAUCAGAAGCCUCUGUCUUCAUUGGAUGCUAUGGCAGGUGGUGACAUGCCAAGUUCUAGUAUUCAGCACGCUUCUAUGAGAACUGGGGGUUUGGAAGAAGCUGUCGCCACAAAAUCUUGUGCUUGUUCUUUCUGUCUUAAGGCUGCUUUUAUGUGGAUGGAUCUCCAUUAUCAGGAUGCAAGAAGCCGGCUUUCUGUAUUGAAGAAAAACAUCAAGUUUGCCAGGUUGUUGGAGGAAAGAAGUAGAGGAAGUGAAUAUGCUGCCAAUGUAGCCGGAUAUAACUCAAAGCGAGCUGUGGGAAUGGAGUUCGAACUAUCUCAACAACAGAGAUCACUCUUUCUUUAUACAGAAAAUGCCCUUGUCCGCGAGUCAACACAGCUUCAUUCUACUUUUGUGAAGUUGAAAGAAUUGAGAGAGAACUGCAAGACAAAUCUUGAGACGAUCAGCAAGUCUUCAAUGAGAAAAUGAGUGCUGCAUGUUGCGCUGCUGAACUGUUAGUUUUCCUGAGACUUAGUAUGAUCAGCUGGCUUGGUUUGAAGCAAGAUGUGCAUUGAGAUUUUUCCUCAACUUAGGAAUUAUGAUGCUUACCAUCAGUUUGGCACUUUGGCUGUAGUGAUUACUCCUAUCAUAAAGCAUUGUUCUAGUAUGUUUUUUUUUUUGGAUAAGGAUUCUAGUAUGUUUGUAGGUGAUGUAAAAAUAACCAUGGUAAGGUAGGAACUGUAAGACAUCGGCAUCUUGACUUGUACUUUGCAGUGAGCUUCUUUCAUAUGAAAAUUCUUUCCUCUCAGGGUUGUUUGUUUCGCUAAAAGGCCAGGUUGAAAAGUAUUGUUCGCUGAUUUGUUGCGAGAGAAAAACACUAUACCAUGACUGAUAAGUACUA
Molecule: messenger RNA, 1677 nt
Organism: Sorghum bicolor (sorghum)
Lineage: Eukaryota; Viridiplantae; Streptophyta; Magnoliopsida; Poales; Poaceae
Exons: 5
Coding region: 267-1265 (332 amino acids)
Source: RefSeq, a predicted model, not a curated record